ACCCUAUUUUAUCUCAUUUCAGGCUUGGAUAUUGGCAUGUCAGGGUCACUCGAUCGGCAGUCACCGCUGAACGUGACACCAGACACUGCCCCUCUCCUCUCUCCCUCGCCCUCCAGUUACUCCAACACCAAUGGUGGCCCGGCGUCUCCCAGUGUGCCGACCCCAUCCUUCACCAUCGGGUCAAGUGGUAACGUGAUAAACUCGAGUAAUGGGAGCAGCAACCUAAGCACGUCGCCCAGCCAGUAUCCCCCGAACCACCCCCUCUCGGGCUCUAAGCACCUCUGCUCAAUCUGCGGUGACCGUGCUUCAGGGAAACACUAUGGCGUCUACAGUUGUGAAGGUUGCAAAGGGUUCUUCAAACGUACAGUGCGUAAAGACCUCACAUAUGCAUGUCGAGAAGAAAGAGGCUGUACGAUUGACAAGAGACAGAGGAACCGCUGCCAGUAUUGCCGAUACCAGAAGUGUUUGUCGAUGGGCAUGAAGCGAGAAGCGGUCCAGGUAGGGGCAGCAGAGGAGGAACGACAGCGGACAAAGGGAGACAAAGAAGUCGACACAGACUCGGCGCUGGGCGGUGUCAACGACAUGCCCAUUUCACAAAUCCGCGACGCAGAACUCAACUCAGACCCCACAGAUGAUCUGCUGUUUGAAGAAGGGGACGCAGUGAGCCACAUAUGCCAGGCAGCCGACAGACACUUAGUACAGCUGGUUGAAUGGGCGAAGCACAUCCCACACUUCACAGAGCUGUCUGUGGAUGACCAAGUGAUACUCCUGAAAGCUGGUUGGAAUGAGUUGCUAAUUGCAUCCUUUUCACACCGAAGCAUGGGAGUCAAAGAUGGCAUUGUCUUGGCUACGGGAUUAGUGGUCCACAGAAGCAGUGCCCACCAUGCAGGUGUCGGAGACAUUUUCGACCGGGUGUUGUCAGAGCUGGUGGCAAAGAUGAAGGAGAUGAAGAUGGACAAGACAGAGCUGGGAUGCUUGCGUUCCAUCGUCCUUUUCAACCCAGAUGUGAAGGGACUGUCUGCAUGCGAAACCAUUGAGGUUCUACGAGAGAAGGUCUAUGCAACACUAGAGGAGUACACUCGGACCAGCUAUCCCGACCAGCCAGGGCGAUUUGCCAAGUUGCUUCUGCGGCUUCCUGCCCUUAGAUCGAUAGGGUUGAAGUGCCUGGAAUAUCUCUUCUUGUUCAAGUUGCUUGGGGAUACGCCACUGGACAACUACCUGAUGAAGAUGCUUAUGGAGAAUCCUAACAGUUCCUCUCCCACAACCUAGAAGAUUUACAGAGAGCUUUGAGGAUGCGCAUUUGUUUUUUUCACUUUUUCGUAUAGGAAGAAAACAAGAGAAAGAGAGAGAAAGAGAGAGAGAGAGCACUCAUUUUCUUCUUAUGAUUAUGGAAAGAGAGCUGUUUGCUUGCAGUCUUUGACAAGAGUGUUAAACGGAAAAUGUAUUUGCCUGAAAAUUUGGUUCCUUGUUUUCAUUGUCUGGGAUGGGUUGCAAAACUACCUUCAAGUUAUGGCAGUGGGAAUGGGAAUAGAUAACGAAAAGAAAUUAAUCCCAAAAGUCUACAGUCGCGUACAUGCACUCACUCACUCUUUCACUACCUCAUUCAUUAAUUCGUUCAUCCAUUCACUCACUCAUAAAGUCAUCCAUUCAUUCAUCUAUUCCUUCAUUUAUUCAGCCAUUCACAUGUGUGCACAUACAAAAACACAAAAUACACAAUCAUGCAUCUAUACACAUUCUGCCAUACUCCCACUUUCACUUCUUCAUACUCAUACUCGGACAAAGACUCACAGUCGCACUCACAUUUACACACACAUUUGACGCUGAAGUAAGGAUGGUUGAGAUUACAAUACACUAGAGAGCGUAGGCUAACAAAAACAGCUGAGUGUACAAAUGUUUCAAGGAAUUUUUUUCGAAGCUUUUCAUUUUUGGUGUAAUGACAGUUCUAUUGUCAGAAGCAGGUGAAGAAUCUAGUGAUAUAAGUGUACAUGCUGAGCAGUUUUUAUGGUGGCAAAUGCUAAAAGUAGAGCGAAAAGUGUAUUUUGUUAUUUUGAGAAGUACAUCUUUAUAUGAGUAUUGUAGUUGAAAUUUAACAGGUUUAGAUUAUUUGCAGUUACCGGUGAAACUAUAGACUUUCUUUUUGUAGUUGUAGAGGUGUUAAAAGAGAGAAAGGAAAACAAAAAAUUGCUAAUGCUUCAAGUAAUUACGUAAUGUAAGAUAUUUUUUUAUAAUAAAAGAAAUACAGAUAAGACUUUUUGAUCAUCUGUUGAAAAAAAAAAAUCUUAGCAGUAGUUUUGUUAAACAAGAGUUUGUUUUUUUCUGCAAUUUCAAGUUUAGCAACACAAAAAGAAUAAAGUAAAAAGAAAUUAGUGUUUUGUUUCUGGAAAUGAUUUUUUACAGAUGGUAAAAGUACAAAUGGGAAGAUUUCUGUUUUUUCUUGUAUUUGGUCCUUGAAAUUUUGAACAAUGCAUUUCUGUCGUAGAGUAUAUUCCACCAUUUAAUGGUUCGUUCAUCAAACUCUCCCUUUCUUUUUGAAAAUUACUUGGAAAAUAUUGUAAUAACUAACCUAAGGUUACUUUGGGACUUAAGCUCGACCCUGCUGUUCAGAUAAAUUUGUUUAACAUGUUGCAAUGCCUGUACAUUCAUGGUCUCUUGGCUCUGGCACUCCGUGGCACCAGAAUAAAUUGUGAAUGUUUAGUUGACUGUGAGAGUCGGGACGGAGGUGCUGUGGUAAGACAAUAGUUUAUUCCCAUGUUAGUAGAAUAAUAUUGGGCAGUUAUGGAUUAUUUUGAAAAUGUCAGAAAGAUAAAUGUGAUUCUUGUUUUCUCUUCACAACCCAUUCAAAAGUAAUUGAAUAAAUAUGCUAUUAUAAGUGUUUGAGAUGUAUUGUUCAUAAAUGUCAAACUAUAAGUUCAUUUGCUUGUUAAUUAAGCUUGCAUGCUUAAGUACAAUCAUCUCAGUGUAACUGUGUAUAUAGAGUAUCAUUAUUUCACAUUUCAUUUCAUAUAUAUAUCACUAAAAAGAAAAAAAAGUUUCUACCGAUGAAAAACUCCAGUCCUAUUUUUUCUUCUAUUUUUCUUUCAUUCUUUCCCUCGAACUGAUUAUUAUUUGUGCAAUUGUGUGGAUGUGACUUGCAGUUUAUCAGGUUGCAUAUUUUGCCAUUUUUGUCCGUCGAGGUCAGAUCCAUUUUUUUUUACAUGUAGGCAAGUCACAUAGUUGUACUUUGUGUGUAUAUUUCUUUCCUCGUGGUAGCUGUGUUCCUUGCAAUGUUGUAUAUGUUAAGACUUCAAGGGUCAAAGGAACCUUUUUUUUUUUUU
Molecule: messenger RNA, 3314 nt
Organism: Penaeus chinensis
Lineage: Eukaryota; Metazoa; Arthropoda; Malacostraca; Decapoda; Penaeidae
Gene: usp
Product: retinoic acid receptor RXR-like
Exons: 9
Coding region: 37-1269 (410 amino acids)
Biological process (GO): cell differentiation; anatomical structure development; positive regulation of transcription by RNA polymerase II
Cellular component (GO): activator ecdysone receptor complex; nucleus
Molecular function (GO): zinc ion binding; RNA polymerase II cis-regulatory region sequence-specific DNA binding; nuclear receptor activity
Source: RefSeq, a predicted model, not a curated record